This is a messenger RNA of Ylistrum balloti, 2769 nucleotides long. RefSeq names its product acidic mammalian chitinase-like. The coding region runs from base 399 to 1607 and encodes 402 amino acids. Gene Ontology annotation, molecular function: chitin binding; chitinase activity. Gene Ontology annotation, cellular component: extracellular region. Lineage: Eukaryota; Metazoa; Mollusca; Bivalvia; Pectinida; Pectinidae. The transcript is spliced from 6 exons. The record is from RefSeq and is a predicted model, not a curated record. Gene Ontology annotation, biological process: chitin catabolic process; carbohydrate metabolic process.
AAUACCUCAUGCUUUAAACAUAAAGUGUGGCAUAUUUCAAGAUCCUACGUUAAUACUGGUCUACUAACAAGCAGUUAGCGGAUGCCGAUGCGAAGGGAAGUAACUCUCUUACGACGCCGAAUUUCUUAACUUGAUUAAUGUAUAAUCUUUUUUCAAAUAUCUGUAUGAUGAUACCUUUUUUUUUCAUUUUGAAGAUGCUUACUCAAAGACUAAAUGAGAUAGAAUCGUGUUUCAAACUGUGUAAAGCCUUAUCGAAUUUAGUUUUAAAAGUUUAUCCAAAAGAGAGGGAGAGGGAAAGAGAAUUUAAGAUUGAAAUAUAUUUUUUCAUCUUUUUGGUUUCACAGACUCGAGUUCCAGACCCAUUAAGUUUGAAAACAAGGAACUGAAAAGCAAGUGUGAUGAUGUCUGGGUAUGCCAGUUAUCUCAACUUUGUUGCUUUGCUGGCAGUAGUUAUAAUAUCACUUCUCACAGAACGAGUCAAUGCAGAGUCCAUCCUGAGAUCAUGGAGGAGGAUGACACCGAGCCAGAACAAGACCAAUAAGUUAAUGUGUUACUACCCACUUCCCGAUUCUCCCCCGAAUACCACAGUCCCUGACAAUCUGGAUCCCAUGCUGUGUACGCAUAUCAUAUUCAUUCCAAGUAUCAUCAGUGCCAGUUGUGAGGUGGCUGUUGCAUAUCCUUUUCACCUUGACUUCUUUUCCAAGGUCAUCCCUGCGAUAAGGCGACAGAACCCAGCCUUGACGGUGAUGCUGUCUAAUGGAGGAGCGUUUGAUCCAGUCCUCGCUUCUCCAUACAACAUGUCCAGAUUUAUCAACAGUACUGUGCCACUUUUGAGGAAGUAUGACUUUGAUGGGUUUGACUUGGACUGGGAGUUCCCUGGCUGGAAUGGUCGCCCUGUUGGACAACGACAUAAUUUCUCUAUGCUUACUGUGGGUCUACAAGAACUGUUUGAGACAGAAUCAAGACAAACAUCCAAACCCCGCCUACUUCUGAGUGCAGCCACGUCUACAGCUAAUGUAAUGCUGGUCAUUUAUGAAUUCCACAUCCUUGCAAAGACUUUGGACUACGUUAACUUGAUGGGAUAUGAUUUCAACUCCUUCAACGAUUUGCACCCAUUUGUGUACUUCAACUGUCCACUGAAACCAGAGAGAUAUGACAAGGAGAUGUUCAUAACCAAUAAUUUGGCCUGGGCAUCACAGGAGUGGGUUCGUAGGGGAAUUCCACCGCAGAAGAUGAUGAUUGGAAUGCCCACCUACGUCCAUACCUACACCCUGUUAUUUGAACACUUUACUGCUCCGGGUUCACCUGCUCGGUCGAAAGGACAGUGUGACUUCUGUGGCUAUACCUGGGCUUGUGCAAUGAUAAAACAGAAUGGCACACGUGUGUUUGAUGAGGGUGCCAGGGUCCCUUAUGUCUACCGAGGUGACCAAUGGGUUAGCUACGAUGAUGAAGGAAGUCUUUCUGAGAAGGCUCAGUGGGUCAAAGAUCAUGGUUUUGGAGGUGUAAUGGUUUGGAAUAUGAAAAGUGAUGAUACAGAAGGUGUUUGUGAUGGAAAAACAAAACAUCCACUCAUCAAAGCCAUCAGGAAAACUCUAUUUGGAGCCUAAGAAGACAGGGACCUUACCUUUGUUUAGGCCAAUAUAAGUAGGGGACCUGCUUGGGUUAGGGUUAGAAGAAGAAAUUUUGGACAUUAGUCUGAGUUAAGUCUUAGGUACCACAUACUGUGACCAGUUUUUUAUUAAUCCGAAUUACACACUCCCCUUCCAAGAGAGAACUCGCACACUUUAUAAGAGAAGUUACAUUGCUGAUGAAACUACUUUUAGUGAUCAGCUUCAGAAUUUUUUUUUUUUUUUGUAAUAUAUAGACAGUGUUAAUCCAUGUGUCCACAAAUAAAAAUAACCACUAGAAGUGUGACACUGUUAAUCCAUGUGUCCACAAAUAAAAAUAACCACUAGAAGUGUGACACAGUGUUAAUCCAUAUGUCCACAAAUAAAAAUAACCAUGACCUUGACCCAUAUUCAAGGUCACUUAGGUCAAAUGUGUUAAAAACUUUAAGCGACUUCUCUCAAAAUACCGGAAAACCUAGAAUCAUUAUAUUUGGCUACUAUGUUCCUCUUAUGGUGUCCUACAAAGUUUGCUAAAAGAAAUGACCUUGACCCAUAUUCAAGGUCACUGAAGUCAAAUGUGUUAAAACGUUUAAACAAUUUCUUCUGAAAUAUCGAAAAGCCUAGAAUCAUUAUAUUUGGCCAGUAUGUUCCUUUUAUGAAGUCCAAGAAUGUAAAAGAAAUGACCUUGACCCAUAGUCAAGGUCACAGGGGUCAAAUGUGUUAAACGUGGAACAUAUGAACAGAUAUAGUAAUGUUGGUCAUAAAGAUCCAGGUGAGCGAUACAGGCCCUCUGGGCCUCAUGUUAUUUAAGAAAUCAAGUGCUGAUGGCAUUGUGUCUAUUUUGAAAAACCACAAAAAUGUUCAAUGAAAAAAUAUUUUUUACAACAUAACCCAAAUAUGUCAUCAAGAGAUGAGUAUAUGGUUACUGAUUUUUUCACGCCUCUUGUUGCUAAUAAGGUGACUUUGUUUAUAUAUUUUUGUAAUAUAUACCACCUUGCAGGACUCUUUACCACAUUCCAUAAAUAUGUUUGGAGUUGUAGUUUUACAUUUUUAAAUCAUGUGUUUAGAAGUGCCAUUAUUUUUAAUAAACAGAUAAUUGAGAUUUGGAUUAGUUGACUAAUCAAGUAAUGAAGAUGUUUUUUUGCCUUUUUACUACGAUGCU